This is a messenger RNA of Pygoscelis adeliae (Adelie penguin), 309 nucleotides long. Its product is annotated as helicase SRCAP-like. Gene Ontology annotation, cellular component: Swr1 complex. The record is from RefSeq and is a predicted model, not a curated record. Lineage: Eukaryota; Metazoa; Chordata; Aves; Sphenisciformes; Spheniscidae. The annotation marks the transcript as partial. The transcript has 2 exons. Gene Ontology annotation, molecular function: ATP hydrolysis activity; histone binding.
CUGAUGGAGCGUUUCAACGCCGACAAGCGCAUCUUCUGCUUCAUCCUCUCGACCCGCAGCGGUGGCGUCGGCGUCAACCUGGCGGGUGCCGACACCGUCGUCUUCUACGACAGCGACUGGAACCCCACCAUGGACGCCCAAGCCCAGGACCGGUGCCACCGCAUCGGCCAAACCCGUGACGUCCACAUCUACCGGCUCAUCAGCGAGAGGACGGUGGAAGAGAAUAUCCUCAAGAAGGCCAACCAGAAGAGGAUGCUGGGAGAUAUGGCCAUCGAGGGGGGGAACUUCACCACCGCCUACUUCAAGCAG